AUGUCUCCACGUCCUGGUCUCCCGACCCCUCCGCCUAUCGGCGAUGAAGAGCGCAAGGAAUAUAUCGACAGCAUCGUACCGCUGGUUGCUGGCGAACCUGUCUGCUGUCCGGAGACCAUACGGUACGAGCGGAAGAUGGGAGACACCGAGCUCUCCUACUAUCUUCCCUCGCGGCAAGCCGGCGUGAAUGACAUGUAUCUUCACAUUGGUUUCAACGCCCCAGAACACCUUGUGCGACGUGCACGUGUGUGCACAGUGUGGGCCAUUCUCAGGCUCCGUCAUCCUCUUCUCGCGGCUAGAGCGGAGAUGCACGACUAUGAUGAUGUCCGCUUCGUGUACGACGCACCGUCAUCUCCGGAGAAUGCUUUCUCAGGUGCAGAUGAGAAUCUCGACUUCCGCGUACAGGGCAAAGACGAAUUAAUUGACACAUACCUUAAUGGGCCACGCACUCUCUCCAAUACCCGUCUUUCAUAUCUCGUCGUAUCCCAACCGGCGAAUGCGUCGAUGCCAACACCUCCCCCUACACCCUCCCCCUCCCGAAAAAACUCCCAGUUCGAUACUGCCGACGAUAUCACCCCUUCCUCUCUCGAACGUCAGUAUGAGCUGAUGCUCUGCGCGAUGCAUUUCCUCGGCGAUGGUAUGGCACUUCACCAAACAGCCAACCAUUUCUUCCAGCUACUCGGCGGCUCCAAGACAGAUGACGAGCUCACUGCGCAGCUCGCGGAGGAAUGGCAGGAUCGCUGGAAGCUCACGUUCUCUUCGACGUCUGUCUCCCCUGCAACCAACGUGAUCCCGAGGUCGCUGGAGGACAAUUUGCCCUCAUCUUCGGAUUCGCGUUUCAAGCGCGCCGCAGAACAAGUGGACUUCCACCUGUCUCAGGCAUCUUUGGUCGGAGGCCAGGCGUUCCCCAGGUGCAAGCAUCCAGAGCGGCAUACUAUCGUCCCCACCGUGUCGUACCCUCCAGAGUUGACCAAAGCGAUGCUACGCAAGUGCAAGGAGCACGGUGUGAGCAUCAGCGCGGCACUUUUUGCUGUGUGCAACGUCGCAUGGGCGCGUCUUGGCCGCACAAGUAGCGAGCUGCCCAUGAUGAUGUAUUCCGCGCUCAACCUCCGGCCGUACUUCACGAAAUCCAAGAGCCUAGAAGAAGAGAAGGAGAAGCUGCUGUGGGACUCGUACUGGUUCCUCGCGAUCGCGUAUUUCAAUGUCGUGCUGCCGAGCCUUCUUCCGACGGGAGCCGAGGCGCAGGAGCGCAUGUUCUGGCAUCGCGCACGGGAGGCGAAGACGCAGAGCGCGAAGGCGGUGAAAAACAAGAUGAUCGUUUCGCGCACACGAGAGAUGGCCAAGGAACGCGGGGUGCGUGCAAGAGCGUGGGGAAGGGAGGAUGACGAGAAGGAGAAUGGGACAUGGGUGCCCCCUCCGAAGACAUCUGAUGAUGCGCCAUCUGUGAAGAAGAUCCUUCCUGCGCGUGCGCCUGCAUCGUCUGCGGCCCUAAUGGGCCUGUCGCUCCUUGGAAACCUGGACGGGAUGUAUGCUCAUGCAACCUUCCCGGGGAUCAAGCUGCAUACCCUGACGACGGGUUCGCGACAACGGCACGGUGCGAUGCUGCUCUUCGGAUACACCUUCGCGGGGAAGCUGUGGGUGAGCUUGGGGUACGAUGAGAAUGGGUUCGAGGAAGGCGUGGUGGACGGCUUCUGGAAGGAGCUGGUAAGGUGUGUUGAGGAGUUCUUGGGAUAA
Laetiporus sulphureus 93-53 is the source of this 1734-nucleotide messenger RNA. RefSeq lists its product as uncharacterized. NCBI's taxonomy places the organism in Eukaryota, Fungi, Basidiomycota, Agaricomycetes, Polyporales, Laetiporaceae. The transcript has 4 exons. The record is from RefSeq and is a predicted model, not a curated record. The coding region runs from base 1 to 1734 and encodes 577 amino acids.